CUCUCUGUCAGAUGGUCUGUUGUUCCAGCUGAGAAGCAGCUUUUUAGCCUUAGAUUUCCAGUUUAAUAAAUUUUUUGACAACUGUGUGAUUUUAUCUUCAUCCACGUCUCUUUUAGCCUGAUGAUUUUUCCUCCCUGUUGAGUUCAGUUCUCUCUAUCAACGUACAUUGAACUCUUGUCUGAAUCAACGUCAGUAACAGUUUCUGUUACUGGUCAUGGAUGAUUUUGUUUGUAACAAACUAACUGAAUGGGGUCUGAGCAAGUGGAUCGACAGAUUCAAAGAUGAAGAGGUCGAUGAGGAAAAUUUCUAUUAUCUUGAUCAAGAGCUUGAACACUUGAUCCCGAAGGCUGGGCCAAGAGCAAAAUUUAAGGAGAGACUCAAACUAUUGAAGGGAAAACAAAACACAACUCAAGAAAGAAAUGAUGUUUCUGCUCAAGAGCCUGAAAAAGAAGCCGAGUUGCAUGAGGAGAGUGAAGAAGAAGCUGAGUUGUAUGAGGUUUUGCCAUCUACAAGUGCCACAGCAAAGAGACCUGUGGACAUUCAAGGCGAAUCAAGCAGGUGGGAAUCACCAGCUAAACGACAACGUGACUCAUAUUCAGAAGAAAACAUACUGUCUGAAGUGAAAAAAGCGAUGAGCUAUGUCCAUUCAAGACUACACAAACAAGACAACACAAAGCUGAAUGCUUUCCUGAAGACAAAAAUUAGUGACUUGGAGACAAACAAGAGGGAGCUGGUCGGUGUCUUUGGUAAAAGUGGGGCUGGAAAGAGCUCUUUGAUAAAUGCCAUCAUUGGAGAGAAGGAUCUUCUGCAAACAGGACGCAUCAGUGAAUGUACCACGGUCAUGAUUAAAGUCGAGGCCAACAUGCACAACUCAAAGUAUGAGGCAGACAUUGAGUUCAUUACAAAAGAGGAGUGGAAAGAGGAACUAUGGUUGUUGGAUCAGUUGCAUGGGGAUUGUACAUCUCAAGAAAUGGAUGAUGAUGGUGGUGCUGCUGGUGGUGAUGAUGAUGAUGACGAUGAUGACGAUGAUGAUGACGAUGAUGACGAUGACAGUUAUGACCUUGAAGAAAAGCUGUCUGCGUUGUAUGGAGAAGAAUAUAAAAACAAAACCUCUGAAGAACUCAUGGACAAGAAAUACUUCAAAGAAAUUCCAGAGUUUCUCCAUUCCAGCAGGAAGACGUUCACAUGUCAAUCAUCUAAAGAGCUAUCUGCAAAGUUGGUCAAAUAUACAAGAAAUGACUUAAAGCAAAGAGAAGGCACAGAAGAAAGGAGGUUGUAUUGGCCACUGGUAAAGUGUGUGACUGUCAAGGUGCCACAUAAUGAGUUUCUCCAACAUGUCACACUUGUGGACCUUUCUGUAAAUGGAGACUGCAACGAGAGCAGAGACGAAAUGUGGAAAGAGAUUGUUGGAAAGUGCUCCACUGUGUGGAUUGUGACUGAUAUUACACGAGCAGCAUCAGAAAAAGAAACCUGGAAGAUUCUGAAAAAUGCCAGUAGCAUCAUGGGAAAUGGAGGAGAGUGUCAACACAUUCACUUCAUCUGCACCAAGUCUGAUCAGAUUCAUUAUUCAGAUUAUUCAGCAGCUGACGUUCGUGCUCUUAUAUUGAGGAGGAACGAGGAAGCCAAAGAAAAAGUGAUGAGUGAAUUCAACAAGCAAAACAAGAUUAAGAAACACUUCAGAGACAACUGCUUUGAAGUGUUCACAGUGAGCUCCAGUGAGUUUCAAGACGGAGAAUAUCUAACGCCAGUAGAGACUGAAAUACCAAAACUUCAGGAGUUUUUGCAAAAUCUCAAUGACUGCCACUCAGAGACUUUAAACUAUGUGUCUGGAGCUUAUGGGAUUCUCUCCUUGAUUCAAGGAGCCCGCUGUAGAGAAGGGGCUAGCAGAACAGAUGUGUGUGCAAACCUUGAAGGAAACAUGAGCCAUCACCUUGACCAAGUCAGAAUAAAUAUGGAAGAAACUAACAGGGCUUUUGAAAAAUGCCUCAGUGAAGGUGUUGAAAAAUCCAAAAGUUCUUGUGAAAGACAACUGAAGUCCUUCUUAACUUCUAGAAAAGUCAGCCAUAGUUUCCACAGGACACUGAAAUGUGUAGUUCAGAACAAUGGCAUCUACAAACCAAAGGAAAAGACACCAAUAAAUCUCAACAUGAAGUUGUCUUCACACCUGACUGACAGCAUUGAUGAGAAAUUCAAGAAAACCUUUCCAAAUGACAGAAAAUGUGAACCAUUCAACGGAGUCAUCAGUAGGUUCACACUCAACACAGGCGAUCUGAUUCAGAGGUACAAAGAUGUGGAGCUGCAGCUGAUAUUUCUGCAGACAGAGGAAGAUAAAUUGAAGGCAAAGCUAAAAUCAGUCAUUCGGAACAAGAAGAAAACCAUCUACAGCAGCCUGACGGAUACGAUUGAGACGACCAUGAAAGAGUGCUAUGAAAGAGCAGCUUGUUUCAGUGGCGAGGGCACACUGAAAAACAUAAAGGAGACCAUAGAGAACCAUGUACACCAUUCAAAGAACAUCAUGUUGGAGCUGGCAAAAAAUGUUAUGUUGAACCAGCUGAAGCAGCUGGAGGAAUACAUUUUGAAGACACUGGAGACAACUAUGAGGGAAUCAAUUGACCUCUCGCUGAAGACAGAUGACCACUCAAUCCCAGAUGUUUCAGAUGAACUAGAAAUGGUGAAGAAACGCUAUAAUGAACUGAGAGCCAUGAAGAAAACUGAUUAGGUCUGAUUCCUGUGCUGUUCAUGAGGACAAACAGCAGAGGCUUGGUCACUCACGAACAUCCGUAAGGUUAUGAUGAUCAAAGACACGACGCCUCUAUAUUAGGUCUCAGUCAUUUUGUCAUGUUUUGUCCAUGUUUCAGGUGUUGUCCUGAGGUGUGGUUUGAUUGUGAAUUUCAUUUCAUCAACUUUUGUAUCGUAUUUUGUAUGACUUUUACACAGAUUUUUUCUACAUUGCAUGGAUUUGAGUUUAAUGUGGGUUCAGUGGGACGGGGGGUGCUGCAAUUCCUAACUCACAUUGGUUACCAGCAAAACUGAUCCAAAUCCUCUCAACCGCAAUCAGUUAACAACUUCACCAAACGACCUGUGGUAACAGAGAGAAGGAGGCUGCACAUUUUGCUGGUGAAUUUUAUUGUUGUCAGACCUUUACCUGCUAUGCAAAACCAUUACCUUACAUUAUCGCACAACACACUGUGAAGUACUAUUUGUUGACAGUGCUGAUAUAUAUAGGUGAUUGUGUUUAUGAUGUUAAAAAAAAUUUAAAAAAGAAGCGGUUAGUCAGCCUGCCUGAUUUGCAAAGACAGGCUGUUUCACAGUUUGAGGGAAGCGACUGAAAAGACAUGGUCACCUCUCAACUUUUUCUUUGAUUUUGUAGACAAUCAAGUAAUAUAGUGAAAUAAUUGUGGUGCACUUAAUUUUGCGAGGAAAUGUCAUUUUGUAUGUUAUCUGUAUGUUAUCUUUUUAGCCUUAGGUCUUCAACGGGGGGUCCACAAAUAUAAAUUUCUUUGCAUACACAUUAACUUGAAUCCAAUAUAUUUUAGUAAAGGGAUAAAUGGAGGCAGAAGACGUCAUCUUUUUAGUCAGCACUUCACGCAU
Messenger RNA from Mugil cephalus (flathead mullet), 3591 nucleotides. RefSeq names its product nuclear GTPase SLIP-GC-like. Bases 215 to 2719 code for a protein of 834 amino acids. Lineage: Eukaryota; Metazoa; Chordata; Actinopteri; Mugiliformes; Mugilidae. Gene Ontology annotation, molecular function: GTPase activity. The record is from RefSeq and is a predicted model, not a curated record. The transcript is spliced from 24 exons.